AUGGCGCUCUUCGACGAGGAAAAUUCCAGUCAACAUUUCAAUUUCAGCACAGGCAAUAUAACAAAUACGGAAAAGUUGCGCAAUGACGACGUUUCACAGGAGCUCAGGCCUUUUAUCCGGUCCAGUCGAUGGUGGUUCCUCUCGACUGCAUUUCCUAUGAUCGCUGGCACUUUGGGCCCAGUUGCUUCAGCAUUUAGUAUUUGUUCAUUAGCUGAGCCAUGGCGACAGAGCCGCGUCCCUGCGGGAGAAAUUCAAAAUGCCGUGCCUGUUCCGGAUCCCUCAUGGCUAUUGAUCAUUGAGGCUAUCCAGCUCUUAGUCGGUAUCAUUGCCAAUCUCUUCCUUCUUCUGAACAUGGCUAGACGGGUCCGUUUUGGUAUAGCUCUGCCUACUACGAUAGUUGGAUGGUAUGCCUCGUCAAUUUGUCGCAUUGUUCUAUGCGCUACUGCCGCUCGGCCUUUCAAAGACAAAGGAUUAUCCAACGAAGACAUUAUAUGGUCUCAGUCCUUCUACUACGGCAUGUUUGCAGCCAUUCUCUAUUUCGCCGAUGCGUCACUUCUUACUAUUACUUUCUGGGGCGCUUAUACGCAUCGCUAUCGCAAGGAUCUGGUACUAACCAUGAGUCAACGCACCCUCAUGCUUCAGAGCAUCUUACUCCUCAUAUAUCUUCUCCUUGGUGCCUAUGUCUUCUCUGAGAUUGAGUCCUGGAACUACCUCGAUGCUGUAUAUUGGACAGUUGUUACACUUUUCACGGUUGGCUUUGGGGACUAUUACCCUACGACUGACCUUGGGAGAGGACUCUUGAUACCGUUUGGCUUAGCCGGGAUUAUAUCUCUGGGCUUGGUAAUCAGCUCAGUCAGAAGCUUGCUCCUUGAGUAUGGGAGACGAUGCGUUGGGGCAAGGAUACACAAUAGGAAGCGUGACAUGAUUAUCAGGAAGAUGCUCCGCAACGGUGACAGCAAAACCUUGGACCCCGUUUAUCAAGACUUGCAGCCACCUCAUGCAAAUUUGGCUGAAUUGCAGAGACGCGAGUUUGAGCGCCGCAAAGCUGAAUUUCAACUAAUGCGGAGAAUCCAGGCCAAGACCUCCACGCGCAGAAGAUGGGUAGCAAUGGCCAUUUCGACGUUCUUAUGGCUCCUCCUAUGGCUGGUAGGCGCUCUCAUCUUCCACAAAGCCGAAGAGGUCUACCAAGGCUGGACAUACUUUGAUGCGGUUUAUUUCUGCUUCGUGGCUUGGACGACUAUUGGAUACGGGGAUUUCGCUCCAGUGUCUAAUGCAGGAAGAUCGUUCUAUGUGUUUUGGUCUCUCCUUGCUCUGCCAACCAUGACUAUCCUUAUCUCAAAUGCGAGUGAUACUGUGGUUAGGAUUGUGCGGAAUGGCACUAUUCUCGUAGGGAGUAUUACAAUUUUGCCGAACGGUCAGGGGUUUGUUGGAAAUGUGAAGACACUUGGCAACAAAAUUACAUUUGGCAGGGUGUUCAGAGACCACAGCAUGGGACCUGAUGAUACAGAAGCAUCUUCGAAAGCCGAUAAUCAACAAUUACCUGCCGAUCAACCUUCUUUUGCGACUACAAACUCACGGAGCACUGAACCUCCUCCGCCUUUCACCUCCUGUCUGCAGAAUAAUCUUGGCAAACUUCCCACAGGGACCGAUUUACAAUUCCUCCUGAUGUCCGAGAUCCGUGUUAUCAUCAAAGACUUGAAAGAAUCCAAGCCUCAUCGCUAUACUUUCGAUCAGUGGGCCUGGUAUCUCAAGCUUGUUGGAGAAGAUGAGCAUAACCCAAGAACACAUUGUAGAUUUGACCUACAGAAGGAUGACCACAAUGUCUCAGAAAAAUGGUCGUGGAUUGAGAAUCAGAGCCCUUUGGUCAGUACCCAGGGUGAGAGUGAAUGGAUUCUGGAAAGGUUGAUGGAUAAGCUUCAGUUAUCAUUGAUGGAAGAGGGCAGAGGGCACAGGAUUAGUUCGAUUGCCGAGGUGUAG
This is a messenger RNA of Fusarium venenatum, 1977 nucleotides long. The record is from RefSeq and is a predicted model, not a curated record. NCBI's taxonomy places the organism in Eukaryota, Fungi, Ascomycota, Sordariomycetes, Hypocreales, Nectriaceae.